Messenger RNA from Jatropha curcas, 1947 nucleotides. RefSeq names its product serine/threonine-protein kinase STY13. Gene Ontology annotation, biological process: protein phosphorylation; signal transduction. NCBI's taxonomy places the organism in Eukaryota, Viridiplantae, Streptophyta, Magnoliopsida, Malpighiales, Euphorbiaceae. The record is from RefSeq and is a predicted model, not a curated record. Gene Ontology annotation, molecular function: protein kinase activity; ATP binding. Gene Ontology annotation, cellular component: cytoplasm.
CUGCCGCGGCUUUAUCAAUAGAUCAAAGAACAGAGCAUUUCUCCAUACGCGUUGAGAGAGAGAGAGAGAGAGCAGAGCUUAAACUAAUCUCUCUUACACAAAAUCCCAAUCAGGGUCCUUCUCUUUUACCCUCUAAUCUUUUUCCAUUGAUAUUUUCUUCUUCAUAUCUUCUGCUACUUUCUUCCCUUCCCCAUAAGUUUUUAUCCAUUAAUCUGUUCUUUUCUUGGCAGAGCUUGUUGGGGUGGGUGUGGAGUUGGCUGUUUCCUUUCUUCUUCUUUUAAAUAAUAAUUCCUUUUUUUUAAAAAAAUUAUCCAUCUGUUGGUUUGUGUCUCUAAAACAUGUGGGGUUUUAUUCUUUGCCUCCUAAACAAAGGCAAAUGUUAAUCUUUUCUGGAUCUGCGGGCGUGAUUUUGGGGUACAAUAUGGGGCAUGUCCAUUAAUAUAUAUAUUGCUUCCCAUUUCUUUAACUUCUUUUAGCUUCUUUUCUAUUUCUGAAGUUUACUUCAAUUUUAAGGGAGUUUGUGUAAGAGGGCUUUUUGGGUUUUCAGUCAACAGAUGGUUUACUUCAUCGGUUGAUACAUAGAGUAUAUAAGUGUAAGAAAUGGGAUCUAGUAAUGCGUUCUAUUCUGGAGAGUUUAAUUUGGAUGCUAAGUGGCUAAUUGAUCCUAAGCUUCUCUUUGUUGGGCCAAAGAUUGGAGAAGGUGCUCAUGCCAAAGUAUAUGAGGGAAAGUAUAAGAAUCAAAAUGUUGCUAUUAAACUUGUUCAUAAAGGAGAAACCCCAGAAGAGAUUGCCAAGAGAGAAGCACGGUUUGCAAGAGAGGUUGCAAUGUUAUCUAGAGUUCAACAUAAAAAUCUAGUGAAGUUUAUUGGUGCUUGCAAGGAACCUGUAAUGGUGAUAGUAACGGAGCUUCUAUUAGGUGGUACAUUGCGUAAAUACCUGCUGAAUAUGCGACCAAGAUGCUUGGAGAUGCAUGUGGCAAUUGGGUUUGCACUUGAUAUUGCUCGUGCAAUGGAAUGCUUACACUCCCAUGGAAUUAUUCAUCGUGACCUGAAGCCUGAGAACUUGAUCUUGACUGUCGACCAUAAAACAGUUAAACUUGCGGAUUUUGGUUUAGCCAGAGAAGAGUCAUUGACAGAGAUGAUGACUGCUGAAACUGGGACAUAUCGCUGGAUGGCUCCAGAGCUUUACAGCACUGUCACAUUAAGACAUGGCGAGAAAAAGCAUUAUAAUCACAAAGUGGACGCUUACAGCUUUGCAAUUGUCUUGUGGGAGCUCAUUCAUAAUAAAUUGCCCUUUGAAGGCAUGUCAAAUUUACAGGCGGCAUAUGCAGCUGCGUUUAAGAAUGUGAGACCUAGUGCAGAGGACCUUCCGGAGGAUUUGGCAAUGAUUGUAACUUCAUGUUGGCAAGAGGAUCCAAAUGCUCGGCCAAAUUUCAGCCAGAUCAUACAGAUGCUCCUACGGUAUCUUUCCACUGUAUCACCACCCGAGCCUGUCAUUCCUUCUCGGAUAUUCUCUUCUGAGAAUUCUGUAUUGCCACCAGAAUCUCCCGGUACAAGUUCUUUAAUGGCCGUAAGAGAUGACACUGGGGAAACUCCAAACACCCCAGUUGAAGACAAACCAAGAGGUUUCUUUUUCUGCUUUAACCAGUGUUACUGAUCCCGCGAAGGCACAAAGUCGCCCCCGCAGGUACUUAGGCUAGCAUAAUAAACAAUACUAGUCUGAAAUAUUAGGAAAUACAUCUUGAUAAGAAAAUGUCAAAUCUAGUUUAGUUCAGUUUAAAUAGGAAGGUGUCUGGUCUCUGAUGAUCUCCAUUAACUUUUCCAUACUUGUAACAUUUUGUUCUGACUGGGUUGCACCCGGAGGAAGGUCCAUCCAAAGGCCUCUACUCUUGUAGUCCUGUUAAUCAUGAAUCAAAAUAAAUAUGUUAGAAUUACCAUCAUUUCUGAU